Messenger RNA from Phoenix dactylifera (date palm), 1971 nucleotides. Lineage: Eukaryota; Viridiplantae; Streptophyta; Magnoliopsida; Arecales; Arecaceae. The record is from RefSeq and is a predicted model, not a curated record.
GACAUCGUGGCCGCUGGGUUCGCUGGGCUCUUAUCCUCUUGAAUACUCACGAUCUCUAAUCAAAAUUCGGCUAGGGUUCCUGACUGCCCGUCUCUCCGCCUCCGCCGCAUCUCCGUUCCCUGACGCUCGUCCUUCAUCGCCGGUCACCGCUCGUCGGUCGUCGGUCGUCGGCCCAAGCAAGGCGAAGGCGAGCCUCCUAUCUUCGGCUGACUGCGGUUCCAUUGAGGGCUUCCUUGUUUCUUGGUAGCAGGAGACAGGAAACGGCAGCAAGAAAAAAGGGCAUCUAGGGUUUGGAUUCCGAUGGCUUCUCAUUCCCAUCUGGACGAUGAGGAUGAUUUCGGAGGAGAUUUUUCUGGAAGCCACAGCAGUGGUAGACGCACAGGUGAUAAAAGAACUUUCGGAGAUCUCGAUGAAGAGGAGGAUGAUGUAUUUGGCCCUAAGAAGGGAAAAUCAAGGGUCGAAGAAAGUGGACCUGGUGCAGCCACGGGGAUGAUUUUGUCUCUACGUGAAAGUCUGCAGAACUGUAAAGAUAACCUUGCAACAUGCCAGGCAGAGUUAGAAGCUGCAAGAUCAGAGAUUCAGAAGUGGCAUUCUGCAUUUCAGAACGGGCCAACGACACCUGCAGGCAUAUCUCCAGAACCUGGAUUGGUGGUAACUUAUCUCCAGAAUUUGAAGACUUCUGAGGAGUCUUUAAAAGAACAGGUUUGUCAUAUGUUGCUCUUAAAAUUGCCUAGGUGCAGCUCAGUAUAUUAUGUUUUUGUGUUGUUUAUUGCUUCUCAGUUAGAGAAAGCAAAGAAAAGGGAGGCUGCAUUUAUAGUUACAUUUGCAAAACGAGAGCAGGAAAUUGCGGACUUGAAGUCUGCAGUUCGGGAUUUGAAGACACAAUUGAGACCGCCAUCGAUGCAGACUAGGAGGUUAUUACUUGAUCCAGCAAUACAUGAGGAGUUUACACGUUUAAAGAAUUUGGUUGAAGAGAAAGAAAAAAAAAUUAAGGAGUUGCAAGACAAUGUUGCUGCUGUCAAUUUUACUACAUCCAGCAAGCUAGGACAGAUGUUGGUGGCCAAGUGUAGAACCUUGCAGGUGGAAAAUGAGGAGAUUGGCGCCAUGGCUUCUGAAGGAAAAAUCCACGAGUUGGGAAUGAAAAUUGCUGUGCUAAAAUCUCAAAAUGCUGAGCUUAGAAACCAGUUUGAUGCACUGUACAAACAUAUGGAAGGGCUAACAAAUGAUGUGGAGAGAUCAAAUGAAAUGGUAUAUAUUUUGCAAGAGAAGCUAGAAGCAAAGGACUGUGAGCUGAAAAAGUUGAAGGAAAUGCUAUCGCAGAAAGAAACAACACAGGAAGGAGAUGAAUCUGCUGAUGAAAAGAAAGCAAUCCAUGAUGCAGAGUCUGCAGAAGUUGAGGCUUGAGAAUAUUUACUCUUGGUUUUUAAAUUCCAAGUAUUUCAAAAGGCUGUGGUUGAGAUUUGUCAAGAAACUAGUUCUCCCCUCCAGUUCAUGGUUGUAUCUGCGAAGUUGAUUCCUUAACGUCAAAUCUUAAAUAUUUACUGGCGGACCCGUGAGCUGAUAUUUAUUCUUGCCAGGGGAUAUGUUCCCGGUGGAUUCUUGUCUGCCAGUCACCGGUGAUCAUUAUCCAUGCUUUAUAUGUUGGUUUUAGUUAAAACUUUCCCAAUUCACAAGAUGAUAAAGAUGAAGUAAUUGUAUAUGGCUUGUGUUCUGCACGAGGCGUUACGCGCCUAUGAUUAUCCUGUAUUGGGAUAAAUUUUUAACGUGGCGAAAUGUACAGAGAGUUCAAAUUACAUGGGCCAGAAAGACGGGGCCUGCAGGUGUUAUGUUACUAUUGGUGUUUUAAUUUUGGCUGAAUUUUUUUACUUACUAAUCAUUGCUGAUUGAGAUGACAAGUAAUUAGUUACUCAUUAUUUAUUAUUUAUCCUAGGAGUACUGCUGGAUUUCACAUGAUACUAUGAGUUGUGAUAA